Oncorhynchus tshawytscha (Chinook salmon) is the source of this 794-nucleotide messenger RNA. Its product is annotated as cytochrome P450 3A27-like. The transcript is spliced from 3 exons. Bases 285 to 779 code for a protein of 164 amino acids. NCBI's taxonomy places the organism in Eukaryota, Metazoa, Chordata, Actinopteri, Salmoniformes, Salmonidae. Gene Ontology annotation, molecular function: iron ion binding; oxidoreductase activity, acting on paired donors, with incorporation or reduction of molecular oxygen; steroid hydroxylase activity. The record is from RefSeq and is a predicted model, not a curated record.
CAAGGCACUGUAGAUACUGUGGUCCCCAACAAGGUAACCCCCACACCUUGACCAAACUGCAGGAGGAGAUAGAUACUGUGUUCCCCAACAAGGUAACCCCCACACCAUGACCAAAUUGCAGGAGGAGGUAGAUACUGUGUUCCCCAACAAGGUAACCCCCACACCAUGACCAAACUGCAGGAGGAGAUAGAUACUGUGUUCCCCAACAAGGUAACCCCCCACACCAUGACCAAACUGCAGGAGGAGAUAGAUACUGUGUUCCCCAACAAGGUAACCCCCACACCAUGACCAAACUGCAGGAGGAGAUAGAUACUGUGUUCCCCAACAAGGCUCCAAUCCAGUACGAAGCUCUGAUGCAGAUGGACUAUUUGGACUGUGUGUUGAACGAGUCUCUGAGACUGUACCCCGUCAUGCUGCGACUGGAGAGGGUCGCCAAGAAGACAGUGGAGAUCAACGGCAUCGUCAUCCCCAAAGACUGCAUUGUCCUGGUUCCCACGUGGACCCUCCACCGUGACCCAGAGAUCUGGUCCGACCCUGAGGAGUUCAAACCAGAGAGGUUCAGUAAGGAGAACAAGGAGUCUAUUGAUCCAUACACGUACAUGCCAUUUGGGGCGGGGCCCAGGAACUGUAUCGGGAUGCGUUUCGCCCUGAUCAUGAUCAAACUGGCCAUGGUCGAGAUCCUCCAGAGUUUCACUUUCUCCGUCUGCGACGAGACCGAGGUGAGACGCUCACCAGAGCAGACAGAAUAUGACAUCAUCAAACAUCAGUAUCAUUUAUAGAUAGAGGCUGCACAU